AUGAUAAAAGUUUGGAUUAAGGUAACCAAUUGCGAGUCAGAAAAAAUUGAAAUUAAGUCAAAUGCUGAUAUUGACGAUCUGAAAAGUAAAGUGAAAUUUCCAGCAAAUAAAGAUAAACAAGAAUACUAUGCUCGAUGGAACAAUCAGAAGCUAUCACCCGGAGCGCUCGUUCCACAGAAUACAACAGCAGAAGAACCAAUUUUAUUUGUGAUAAUCAAUAAUGAUGAAGAUCAUGUUACCAGUAAGUAAUAAAAGAUUAGAAUUAAAUAUGCAUAAAUUAUGCGCCCAUCUAUUACAUUGAAAAGCU
This is a messenger RNA of Rotaria sp. Silwood2, 307 nucleotides long. The record is from the annotation of a GenBank genome assembly. NCBI's taxonomy places the organism in Eukaryota, Metazoa, Rotifera, Eurotatoria, Philodinida, Philodinidae.